GCGCGCGCGAGGAGCCAGCGAGGAGGAGUCAGCGCGCCUCUACUGCGCACGCUCCAACAGUUAAGAUCCGCACAGAUGAGCGCGUGCCUUCACCUCUGAAUGCUCUGCCAGAAUUUGAUCGAGAGAAAACCUGUUUCUAUGUAGCUCCUCAGAGCUCCGCGUCUAGUCGGAUAUGCGGAACUCUUCCUGAAUGCGGACAGGAUCUGCUGUUGGCUUCCUAACAGGUGUUCGCGGCGCGGCGCCCGCAGAGGGAUCAUGUCCAAUGGGAAAGACCCAAAUGCUGCGGAGAAUUCCUCUGAGAUGACCCUGAAAGCGAGUCUGGAUGAGUGCAUGGAGGCCCUGGAUCUCUUCCUUAACAACCACUUCAACGAGAGCCUGGAGAGGCUGCGGCCAAGAGUCCAGGAGAGCAUGUACCAUGCUCUGAUCUACGCCACGGUGCUGGAGAUGCAGGCCAUGAUGACCUUUCAGCACGACGACAUCACCAACGCGGGGGACACCAUGAAGAGCGCCCAGGAGGUCUGCCAGAGGUUUCGACGGAAAUCCCAGGGUUUGGCAAACAAAUCAGUCGGAGAGUCUCUUUCUGAAGGUAAAAGAUGCAGGAACUCCCAGCUGUCACAUGUUACUGAGGAAGAAUCAGAGAGUUCUGAGAUGAAUGACAUUAACACUUCGAUUCUAAAUCUGUUUCAAUCUCCUUCCCUUUUCUUCAGACAAGUACCGACCCUCAAGCAGAAGAUAGCAGGCAAGUCUCCUCCGACGGAAAAGUUUGCGAUCCGUAAAGCCCGACGCUACAAGUCUCCCAACCCGGUCAGGCUGCCGGUGCCGGUUCUGGAGAUGAUGUACAUGUGGAACGGCUUCAGCAUGAUCAGCAAGCGGCCAGAGCUGACCGAGGGGAUGAUGCAGACUCUGGUGGAGGCAGAGCGCACUCUGCUGGAAUCUCCCGAGCACGAAUACCUGGUCGACGACCGCUGCUUGAUCCACAUGCUGAAGGGUUUGUGCUUUAAGAACCAGGGGAUCCUGCAGGCUGCUGAGGAGUGCUUCAACAAGGUCUGCUCCAGUGAAAAGAAGAUUAAGUUUGAUCACUACCUGGUGCCCAACGCUCUGGUGGAGCUCAGUCUGCUUUACAUCGACCAAGGCAGGAGAGAUGCGGCUAUCAAGAUACUCCAUAAAGUCAAGCACAACUACAAGGACUACUCCAUGGAGUCCAGGACUCUGUUCAGGAUCCACGCUGCUCUGGCCAAACUCAAGGCGAACCCUGAGGAGGAAGACAGCCAGAUGUGACGGAAGAGACCAGACUGCUCGUUACGGACCGUUUUAACCCGUAGUGUACUUACAGCAAACCUGACUUUUACAUACGACAGACAGUCGGGUUCCAGUCAUGAAGGUGUUUUUUUGUGCGGUCACUGUGAUUUACAGAGGAGCGCUGCUCAGACAGACAGCAGCAGAGCUGGGAUUUUCACUACCUGUCACGGGCGAACACACACCUGAGUGUACAUAUGCAAGUUAUUUUAUUCAACGGAGAAGGUUUUACGGUUUAUAAUGACAAUGAAUCUUUACUAAUUGAGCUUAUUUUAGAGAAAUCAAAGGCAUUGUGAGGUUUAUUCAAACGUGUUGUUGUGCUGUGUUCUUCUUGAAGAGAAGGGAAGAAUCGGUGGGGAACUGUAAACUGCAGUAGCUACCAUUAAAGUGACUAUGUGUCAUUUUUAAUAGUGUGAUGCAUUGUGGGAAACUGUUGGUCACUGAUACACCUUAAUAAAAUCCACUGCAAACAUGU
Gambusia affinis (western mosquitofish) is the source of this 1771-nucleotide messenger RNA. RefSeq names its product tetratricopeptide repeat protein 39A. NCBI's taxonomy places the organism in Eukaryota, Metazoa, Chordata, Actinopteri, Cyprinodontiformes, Poeciliidae. Bases 256 to 1278 code for a protein of 340 amino acids. Gene Ontology annotation, molecular function: protein binding. The record is from RefSeq and is a predicted model, not a curated record. The transcript has 9 exons.